Condylura cristata (star-nosed mole) is the source of this 2525-nucleotide messenger RNA. It is a transcript of the gene CEBPA, whose product is annotated as CCAAT/enhancer binding protein (C/EBP), alpha. Gene Ontology annotation, biological process: myeloid cell differentiation; regulation of transcription by RNA polymerase II; DNA-templated transcription. The transcript has a single exon. The record is from RefSeq and is a predicted model, not a curated record. Bases 110 to 1207 code for a protein of 365 amino acids. NCBI's taxonomy places the organism in Eukaryota, Metazoa, Chordata, Mammalia, Eulipotyphla, Talpidae. Gene Ontology annotation, molecular function: RNA polymerase II cis-regulatory region sequence-specific DNA binding; DNA-binding transcription factor activity, RNA polymerase II-specific.
GCGCGGGCGCGAUCUGGUAGGGGCUCCGGGUGGGCGGUGGCAGCAGCGGCGCCCCGCGCAGGCUGGAGGCCGCCGAGGCUCGCCAUGCCGGGAGGACUCUAGCUCCCCCAUGGAGUCGGCCGACUUCUACGAGGCGGAGCCGCGGCCCCCGAUGAGCAGCCACCUCCAGAGCCCCCCGCACGCGCCCAGCAGCGCCGCCUUCGGCUUUCCCCGGGGCGCGGGCCCCGCGCAGCCCCCAGCCCCACCUGCCGCCCCGGAGCCGCUGGGCGGCAUCUGCGAACACGAGACGUCCAUCGACAUCAGCGCCUACAUCGACCCGGCCGCCUUCAACGACGAGUUUCUGGCCGACUUGUUCCAGCAUAGCCGGCAGCAGGAGAAGGCCAAGGCGGCCGCGGUCCCCGCGGGAGGCGGCGGAGACUUUGACUACCCGGGUGCCCCUCUGGGCCCCGGCGGCGCCGUCAUGCCCGGAGGGGCCCACGGUCCCCCUCCAGGCUACGGCUGCGCGGCGGCCGGCUACCUGGACGGCAGGCUGGAGCCCCUGUACGAGCGCGUCGGGGCUCAGGCGCUGCGGCCGCUGGUGAUCAAGCAGGAGCCCCGCGAGGAGGACGAAGCGAAGCAGCUGGCACUGGCCGGCCUCUUUCCCUACCCGCCGCCGCCGCCGCCGCCGCCGCACCCACACCCACCGCCCGCGCACCUGGCCGCCCCGCACCUGCAGUUCCAGAUCGCGCACUGUGGCCAGACCACCAUGCACCUGCAGCCCGGGCACCCCACGCCGCCACCCACGCCAGUGCCCAGCCCGCACCCAGCGCCCGCGCUCGGCGCUGCUGGCCUGCCAGGCCCCGGCAGCGCGCUCAAGGGUCUGGCUGCCACACACCCAGACCUCCGAGCGGGCGGCGGCGGCGGCGGCGGCGGCAGCGGCGGCAGCAGCAGCAGCAGCAGCGCGGGCAAAGCCAAGAAGUCGGUGGAUAAGAACAGCAACGAGUACCGGGUGCGGCGCGAGCGCAACAACAUCGCUGUGCGCAAAAGCCGGGACAAGGCCAAGCAGCGCAACGUGGAGACACAGCAGAAGGUGUUGGAGCUGACCAGUGACAAUGACCGCCUGCGCAAGCGGGUGGAACAACUGAGCCGUGAACUGGACACGCUGCGGGGCAUCUUCCGCCAGCUGCCCGAGAGCUCCCUGGUCAAGGCCAUGGGCAACUGUGCGUGAGGCCCGCCAGGGACCGGCCCCUGGCUGGGACCCCGGGAGUGGUUUCGGGACUCGGGAUCUCAAGACUGUCCGAGCCCCGCAAGCCAGGACUAGGAGAUUGCGGUGCCGCCUGAAAGCUUGUCCUGUCCCGCGUGCCCCUCGCCUUCUCCGCGCCGGACUCGGUGCGUCUCAGUUGAGGGGUCAGGAAGUGGUUUCUCCCUGCAAGAGAGACGGGCCGUGGGGCUGAGCCGGGAGCCCGGCAACUCUAGUGUUAAGGAAUAACCUGUGCCUUGGGAACGCAAAUUCACUGCUCCAAUUCCUACCGAGUAGGGGGAGCAAAUAUGUGCCUUGUCAUUUUAUUUGGAGGGUUCCUGCCUUGUUCCUGAGGCUGCAGCAGGACCCCAUGAGAGAAGGAGGGCUGGGGGCCCUGGGUAGAAGGAAGGUUCUGGGAGCAGAAGUCCGGAGAAGCCAGCCCCAGCCGCUCCUCAGCGCCUGUCCUUGAAGAGGGCAAACGCAGAACUUGGGGCUUUGAAACUAAAGUGGCUCCCUGAGCUCUCUAUGAAGGUGGAGGGUCCCUAGUUCCUUGCCUCUAACCUCCUAGCCUGUAACAGGCUUCCUGGGCGGAACUCAUUGAGCUGGGGGGUCACCAGGUGGCCAGUGGGAACUCCCCACCCCCAGUCAGACCAGAAAGCUAGAGCACGAGUUAGCUGAGGGACUUGUGUUCACAGGAGUGGGCCCUCCUGGAAGAGGGGCCCUAGAGCUGUGGCUGGGGCCGGAGGGGGUGGAGGGACACCAGCACCUUCAGCCUUGUCUGUACUGUAUGUCGCCAGCAUCGCCGUACAAACACAUCAGUCCAUCCCAGAGGGACCGGAGUUAUGAGAAACUUUCCAAAUAUUUCGCUUUAUCAGCCGAUAUCAACACUUGUAUCUGGCCUCUCUGUGUCCCAGCGGUGCCUUGUGCAAUGGGAAUGUGCACGUCUAUGCUAAACCACCAUUUUAUUUGGUUUUUGUUUUGUUUUGGUUUUGCUCAGAUACUUGCCAAAAUGAGACUCUUCGUCAGCAGCAGCAGGGAGGGUCUGCGGCUCUCUUUCCUUUUGGUUUUGGGAUUGCUUUUGCUCCCAGGGGAACCAAUGAGGUGAGGUGGGCUUCCCCUUUCCCCGCAGCCCUCCCUGGGGGUGGUUAUGGGCCUCAGACCCCUCCGGCCUGGGCUGCCCACAGACUUGUCCCCCGGAGGCCCCGGCUCCCCGGCCUGGAAGGCAGGCGGCCUCCAGCCAGCAGGCCAGACCGCUGGGCCUGGGCGCAGGAAAGCUUGGUUCUCUUCUUUUGAGGAGAACGUCGAG